Messenger RNA from Paramecium tetraurelia, 3894 nucleotides. RefSeq lists its product as uncharacterized. NCBI's taxonomy places the organism in Eukaryota, Ciliophora, Oligohymenophorea, Peniculida, Parameciidae. Gene Ontology annotation, biological process: transmembrane transport. Gene Ontology annotation, cellular component: membrane. The transcript has 10 exons. The record is from RefSeq and is a predicted model, not a curated record. Gene Ontology annotation, molecular function: ATP binding; ATP hydrolysis activity; ABC-type transporter activity.
AUGCCAACCUUUCCUACCUUGAGUGAAGCUAAUAGAGAUGAUACUUAGAAAGGUCAAAAAGUGAAAAUUAAACGCAUAUAAUAUUAUGAAUAAAAUACAAAACUCAACCAAUUAAAUUUAACCUUACACCUAUUCCUCCAUUAACAAGAUCAGCAAAUUUUUCUUUACUUGGUGCUACCCAAUUCUUAAAGUACAUUCUCUUUGUUAUUCGAUAUUAGAAAGGAAGAGGAACUCCAUUAUAAUAAACCGAUUUGUGUUAGAUUGCUACUGAGGAUUCCUCUCAUACAAGCUAUCUCAAAUAUCAGAACCAAAUUGAUUAUGCCAAGAGAGGUAACAGCUCCCUAAUCGGAGAUAUUGGAAGGACAUUUCAGAGUAUUUAUAUGGCCUAAAGAGAUUAGGAUAAAUGGUUAUUACAUUUGUUGCGUACUUUAUUGUAGCAAUCUUAUCUGCGAUAUCACCAGUUAUUUCAUCUUUGAAAAAGACGAAAAGAAACCUUCAGAGAACAGCAUGGGUUAGUUUGUGAUUCUACAGUUAAUCUAUAUGCUUGCCAUUACAUUAAUCAAGCCAUAUUAAAUGUUUGAAUAGGCAAAAAUAUAUGCCAAGAUUCAAGGAGCCUUGCAAUACAGAGUCAUGUAGAAGUCACUAAGUUUUGCCAUGUCUCUUUCAAAGCACUACUCUUUUGGAGAAUUGCUAACCAUUCUAUAAGUGGAUAUUGUAUAGGCAUCCAAUUACUACAUUUACUUAUUCAGUCUAUGGACUUGCAUUCCUCAAUUGAUAGUUGGAGGAGUGAUCUUCUACGUUACCCUAAAGGAAAAUAGCAUAGUCCCUGCAACAGGGGCUGUUGUGUAAGUAUUGUUCGGAUUAAUUUUUGGCCAUUAUUAUGGAGUCAUUCAAAAAAGGUUUAUGGAAGCCAAAGAUUAGCGUAUUGAAUUGGUUGAUGAAUCACUACUCUAUGCUAAAUAGAUUAAACUAAAUUGCUUAGAAGAUUACUUUGAGAAUAGAGUGUAGAAGCAAAGGAAAACUGAACUGAAAUACUUAAGGCAGUAAGUUUGGAUGGUUAUCGCGAUCAAAUUAGUGAUGCUUAUAAUAAUGGUAUUGAGUUGGGAAAUAGCGUUUGUUGUUGCAUCCAAAGUCAAUUUUUAAAUUAUCAGUACAAUGAUGCAAAAUUACAUUAGCAUUGUAAUGACUUUGGACUCAUUGCCAACUCUAUUUAAGAAUUAUCAGAUGUCAUUAAAUUCCAUGAAUAGAAUUGAAACAUUCUUUAAGGACAAAGAUAUUAAGAUUCAUAGCCAAUCAAAUGAGGCCAGCAUUGAAUUUAAUAACGUGAGAACUGGGUGGAAAAAGUAAUAGAACGAAGAUACCAUCUAUGAACUAGACUAAUCAUAAACGGGCAUGCUUUAGAGAUAGGAAGAUAAGUCUUAAUUCAUAGUUGAACUUAAUAUGAAGGUCUUGCCAGGCUAAUUUGUUGCCAUUGUUGGCAGUUCCGGAUGCGGAAAGUCAACAAUUCUACGUUCAUUAUUGGGAGAAACCUAUAUUGAUAAUGGAAAUAUAUCAUAUCAUGGACAAAUCAGUGUGGCUUCAUAAGAACCGUGGAUUAUUAAUGAUAGCAUAAAGAAUAAUAUCACCUAUAUGGAUGUACUCAAUGAAGAGAAGUACAGAAAGGUGAUUGAAUGUUGUUGCUUACAAUAAGACAUAGAUGGUUUUAAAUAUCAAGACAAUACCAUACUGAUUGAAAAGGGAGAUAAUCUAUCAGGUGGAUAAUAGAAGAGAAUCAACUUAGCAAGAGCAGUAUACAAAGAUGCUGAUAUCUAUUUAUUUGAUGAUCCAUUAAGUGCUCUAGAUAUUAAGGUGAAGUACGAAAUUUAGCAAAAGUGUUUUGAAGGGUAUUUGAAAAAAAAGACCAGAAUUCUGUUUACUAAUUCAUUGGCUAAUUUGUAGAAUUGCGAUAUGAUUUAUAUAUUUGAGGAUGGCAAGAUGAUUAAUUCUGGUACUUUUGCUGAAUUAAAGAAUAUCAAGCAAUCCCAAAUUAUAAUCAACACACAAGAAAAUAAGGAGUUGUUGGAUAAGUAAUUUGAAGAGAAAGUAUAUAAGACGCCUUAACAUUAAGUAGAAACAUAAGCUACUCUAAUACAGGAAGAAGAUAGAAAUUAGGGUAAUGUGGACACUAAAAUAAUGAAAAAGAUCUUUGAGUUUCAAGGUAAGUCUAUGAUGGUAAUCAUCAUAAUAUUUUAUAUUGGUAUAGUAAUGGCAUGCCAAUUAUAUGGGAAUCAAAUAAUGGCUGACGAUUCUAUGUAUUAAUUACCAGAUGAGGAAUACAAAAGACUUGCCAUCAUUUACUAUCCUAUAAUCCAAAUUCCAGUGGUGAUUGCCAACAUAGUUAUAAUUUUGUACUUCCUUUUUCGGGGACUUAACACAUCUGAGUAAAUUCAUGUUGAUGUCAUAAAAAGUUUAUUAAAAGCAUCGUUUACUAAAUUUUACAACACAAUCUUGAUUGGAAGACUGAUAAACAGGUUGGGCAAAGAUAUUACAAACAUAGAUUAUAUGUUUCCCAAUGAGCUUUACAACCUCAUUUUCAAUAUCAUAUCCUUACUUUUGCCUUUGGUAGCAAGCAUCAUUUAUUUGAAUCCAGUGGCAUUACCUGUUCUGAUAGUGUUCUUCCUUAUUAUGAUAGCACUCACUGUCAUAUACUAUAAAUCACUUCGAGAAGUAAGCAGAAUGGAAGCCAUUUCGAAAAGUCCAAUCGUUUCAUUUUAUUAAUAGAUUCUACGUGGAAUCUUGUUUGUGAGAAGUUGUUUACCUCAUCAGGAGGUCAUAGAUCGUCAUUUAAAAAAUGUUGACUUGGAUUUGGGCAAUCAAAUAAAUUUAAAUGGAAUAUAAUAAUGGUAUUAAUCAAUUGCAGGUACUGUAACUAACAUAUUCUAAUCACUUCUUUUUAUUGUUUGUUUCUAUGCCGAAGGUUCCACUCCAUUUAUGACGUACUUGAUCUUAUUACAAAUGCAGAAUGUAUCGCAAUUAUUAUUAUUGGUGGCCAUUUCGUAUGGUAACAUCCUUAUCUAUUGUAUCUCUUUCGAAAGAUGUCUACAUUUAGCAAAUUAAAUUCCUUUAGAGGAGGAGGAGGUAUAGGAUUAAAUUCAGGAGGAGUUGCACCACUCGAAUUAUUUGAUAGAGAUGCAGAAUUGCAAUUUCUAAUAUCGACCAAGAACCAAAUAAGUAUUAAAAUAGUUGUCAUUGUAAGUGAAUACCGCUGAAAAAAUUGGUAUUGUGGGAAGAACUGGGGCUGGAAAAAGUUCGAUAAUAAUGGCAUUGACGUAGAUGUUAGAAUGUACUGAUGGGAAGUUCUUUGUUGAAGGUCAAAGUGUUAGACAAUUGAAAUUAUAGCAGUUGCGUUAAAAAUUCAGUGUGAUUCCAUAAGAACCCCUUAUUUUUAAGGGAACUCUUCAACAAAAUCUAGAUCCUUUAAAUUAGUAUGAUAUCAAAUAGAUUGAAUCUGUGGCUUAGAUUUGUUAAUUGUUUAAAAUAGAUGCACUUAAAAAGAAGGAAUUGCAAAGUGAGAUUCAAGUGUUUGGAUAGAAUUUGAGUGUGGGAGAAAAACAACUAAUCACGUUGGGUCGUUGUCUUUUAAACAAACGGAGUAUUGUUUUGGUAGAUGAAGCAACUGCAAAUAUUGAUAGCAAAACUGAAGAAAUGAUAAAAGAUAUAUUUGAUAAGCACUUCACUCAGUCUGCAAUGAUCAUGAUAGCACACAAAAUAACAACAAUAAUGAAUUGUGAUAAAAUUAUAGUUCUAUCAGAUGGAUGCAUCACGGAAUGCGAUACUCCCAGGAACCUCCUGCUCAACCCAGAUAGCGAAUUCAAGAAGAUAGUGGAUUUGAUCAAAUAGUCUGAACAACUAUGA